GUGGUUCUCUCAUUCUGGGAGGACGGCAUAUGACGUCCUCCCAUUCUCACCACGCAUGCGCGGCUCAAGGAGUGCGCGGAGAUCGGCGGUGCGCAGUGUCACUCGGACACAGCGGAUCACCGAUCCACAGAAAGAGCCGAAGAUGUCGGCUCGGUCAUGUGAUCAGCUGUGUCCAAUCACAGCUGAUCACAUUCCCACCUGUCAGUGUCCAUCAGUGCCUUGUGUCAGUGCCCAUCAGUGCCAUAUCAAUGCCACAGUGCCCAUCUGAGCUGCCUUUCAGUGUCACCCAGUCAGUGCCAUAUGUCAGUGCUGCCUUUCAGUGCCCAUCAGUGAUGCCUGUCAAUGCCCAUCAGUGCCACCUAUCAGUGCUUCCUCAUCAGUGCAGCCUAUCA
Molecule: messenger RNA, 392 nt
Organism: Staurois parvus
Lineage: Eukaryota; Metazoa; Chordata; Amphibia; Anura; Ranidae
Source: the annotation of a GenBank genome assembly